Opisthorchis viverrini is the source of this 2750-nucleotide messenger RNA. RefSeq lists its product as hypothetical. Lineage: Eukaryota; Metazoa; Platyhelminthes; Trematoda; Opisthorchiida; Opisthorchiidae. The transcript is spliced from 14 exons. The record is from RefSeq and is a predicted model, not a curated record. Bases 1 to 2268 code for a protein of 755 amino acids.
AUGCCGGCCAGUGAAGGAUCUACCAAUGGUUCUCCAGGAUCAGGGGGUUCAGACGAACUGUUCUCUAUAAUUGACGAAGAUGGACGUCCAAAGGAGCGUUGGGCUCCUCUGGGUGCCACUUCAAGUCCUGAGCCUUCCUGUUCUUCAGCUCACCACAAUAUGAAUUCAGAAUUAACCACCUGGCCAGCACCAGAAUUGUCCAAGUUAGUUGCAGAGAAUGAACAGAUGAAUCAUGCUUUAAUUGCGUUGACUUCACACUUUGCCCAGGUUCAAUUCCGCUUGGGACAGGUCUUAAGCGCAAAGGAAGAGAACAGGGAAGAAAUGCUCAGGUCACUGGAACAAUUUGCCUCUCGUGGUAUUCCCGAUUUGCAGCUUUUCGCGCUUCCUUCAAGUAUUUCAAACGGUUCUGGUGACGUUCCAACUGGCUUUCAUCCAAAGCCUCAGAAAUUGAUCGAAGAAUUAAAAUCUCAGCUAGACGAAUUGGAACGUUUUGCUUAUGAGACGGGUGAGCAAAAACAACCUCCGACACAAGCCGUACUAGAAAAGCAACGGCUUGUGCUGGAAGAAUUAUCAAGGAAACUAGAACUGGACAUUGAAAACUUGGGAGAAUUAUCAAACGAGGAGCUCAAAACUAUCGUCAACUCAGCGAUUCAGCAGUUUCUGAAUCCUAUGAAAGUUAACGAGCAACUGGUGGAACAGCUGAAGACGCAAGUUAUUGACCUGGAACGUUUCAUCGAUUUUCUGCAUGGCUCUGGUACGUGUGGUGAUGCGCUGAUGCAGGCCUUACAUGAAUUCAAACGCGCUCACCAACUUGCCGGGUUCGAUUCCACCCAAUAUUCAACCCCCGGGAUUCAGCUAGGUCAUUCACGUCAUCUGAAUACGGAUGUGGCUAGUGGUUCCAACGAGUUUGCUGCCCACAUGGGUGAAGAGGGUGGAUCACCAGUGUUUCGUGACAAGCGCCCACGUGACCGUACUAUCACGCUUCUCCAACGCGCGGUUGCAAUUCUACACAUCUUUGCCUCUGUCCACUUUGGAUCAAGCGUAAGUGAGUGGACGCCGAAGCGCGAGGGAAAGCGCACAUCAGCAGACAAUUUACGGAAUUCUGCUUCUGUGGAACGUGCGAAGGCACAGCAUUGGGGGAUUGCUCGUGCUCAUCUCGAAGUAGCCAUUAAUUUGGUGUUGGAAAAGGUCGAGCUCCUUCGAUCGCUUGAACAAGAAAAAUCCACCAUCGAAUCACAUCAAUCGAGUUGCAUUAUGCAGUCUACGUGCGAGUCAACCGCGAUAAAUCAAGCGACCACUUAUUCUAAAAGACAAGAUCGACUACAAGGUAGACCGCGUGUUGGAUCUUCUCGGUCGCGCCUGUCCUUUGCUAGUGGUGAAUCGAAGUCUGUUCGGCUUGGAGAGAAUGCACAUUUGCAUGAUACAAAAGCCCAUGCUAUCCGAAACGGGUCAGGUGAAACUAUUUUGAACUCAUCUAAUCAGCGUACAAAUUCAGUUUCCAGCUCAUUGACAACAGUUAAGCUGACUUCAGCGGAUACAAGAGAGUUUCUGUAUGCUGAAGCCAACAGGAUGGUAAUUCAUACUGUGCGUCGGCAACUUUGUCCGGCCUUACGUGAUCUGAUAGAACAUGGACUGGUGAAGAAAUCACUUUCGACGGUGGUCGAGGAGCCUUUUCAACGUAACCUGCUGUGGCCGUUUUUCGGUUGCCUGGCUUCACGACGACUCGGUCCCUCCGAAGACGGAUUUGAGUCAGUAGGUGUGGAUGUGGACAAUGAAAUCAAUCAGACCGCUUGCUCAGCAACCGUCAACCACUCGCGAAUUAACAGAUCUGGUCCACACGCCUGGCAUGUGUUUUUGAAGUUCUAUUACAUGAAGAACGGACAGGUUUACAAUGAGUCUCCAGCGCGGAAACUAUCAGAAAGUUUCGAUUUGGACUCGUACGGUGGAAAAGCUAUCACACUUCGACAGCGUUUUUUCAACGCGAUGGGCACCGUUCUGGAAACACAUGGUGCAUAUCACCGUAGUGAUGAUUCCCGAUUCAAGUCUUUUAUCAGUAUAGCACUAAAUGAAGGUCGGUUGGUUCAAUGGCUUCGUAUGGUGCUGAAGAACCAAUCCUUGGUCAGUACCAUUUAUCAACCUUGGAGCUAUACGCUCUCCACUGGUUUCGAUGAUGCACUCCACUCAUUGAACCGACUAUCCAAUCUAGGAAUACAAUUGCCUUACGACUACAGCAUUCGUCAUCUGCGUGAAAUAGGUGAUGCAUUUUAAGUUUCUAUUUUGGCCUAUUGUCGAUACAGCGCAUCCUCUUGUUUUGUUGUCUUUGUGCCAAUCGUUCGAAUCCUAUUCUGCUAGUAUCUUACUGAGUGAAUACAAAUCCGUUCCCUUUGCAUGUUCGCACUGAUUCCUCAGACAUUCAUAUCUUACUUUGCCUUCCUCUCUUCCGCUCCACCUUUACUGUCUGGCUUUGUUGUGAUUCACUUGUCCAAGCCGACUGAUUUCCCCUUAAAACUGGGAGCGUUCCAGAAUGAAUCAUCGUUAUUUGAUCCUCAUAGUCUUGACAAGCGGUUGUAAUCUUGUCCUUUCGAUUGAUCUGUCAAAUUCAUCGUCUUCUUUUCUCCAUUAAUCAACACUUCCUGAAUUCCUUUCCUACCGAUCCACUGCCCAUGUGAUGUUUUAGUGGACUGUAUGUUUGUGUAAAUACGUAUGGGCAUCUUCCAGCAUCUGUCCCAAAAAUAAACCGACUGUUCACG